This is a messenger RNA of Dendrobium catenatum, 2026 nucleotides long. Its product is annotated as pentatricopeptide repeat-containing protein At1g08070, chloroplastic. The transcript has a single exon. The coding region runs from base 169 to 1854 and encodes 561 amino acids. The record is from RefSeq and is a predicted model, not a curated record. NCBI's taxonomy places the organism in Eukaryota, Viridiplantae, Streptophyta, Magnoliopsida, Asparagales, Orchidaceae. Gene Ontology annotation, molecular function: zinc ion binding; RNA binding; protein binding. Gene Ontology annotation, biological process: RNA modification.
GCCGUAAAUAAUGGCCCUAGGUUGGUGAAGGAAGAACGGCAAACACUUAUUAUUUGCCGGUGGAAAACCCUGAACAUCCUUAAAUUCCUUCAACAGUUCAACCGUCGAAAACAAAUCAACACGGCGUCAUUUCUAAAUGUUUAAAACCCUCUCUCCACUGAACCAAAAAUGAUCUCAGUCCUCUCCGAAUCUGUAGUCACCAACUCACAGCUCACCCCGAUCUCCUUCCGAAAACUCAUAGACCUCUCGCUCUCAUCAUCUUCCCAACCCAACCUCCUCUUAAUCUUAUCUCAAUACAUCCACCUUCUCGACACUAAUCUCUUCAAUUCUCUCAUUAGAUCCUACACCAACUCGCACCGCCACCUUGAAUCCACCUUGGUCUUCACCCACAUGCCCAAACUUGGCAUUUCUCCUGACCUCUUCACCUUCCCUCCUCUCCUCAAGUCAAUCUCUCAGCUAUACCUCCCGAGCCUUGGCGUAUCGGUUCAUGGUUCUCUGAUCAAGUUAGGAUUCUCUUCACAUGUCUUCUCGGCCACCGCUCUUGUCACCAUGUAUUCUUCACUGUCCCGUGUUAGUGAUGCAUGCUGCAUUUUCGGUGAAAUGCCUGAUCGGAAUUCAGUUUCUUGGAAUGCAAUGAUCACCGGUCUUGUACACAACAGGAAGUUCAAAGAAGCACACAGGUUGUUCAGUGAGAUGAUUUCUUUGGGCUAUGAGCUAGGUGAAGUCACAGUAGUCGGUGCGCUAACGGCUUGCGCUCACUUGGGAUCUCUUAAUCAGGGGAUAUGGAUUCAUAACUAUGUAGUUCAGAAUCGACUAAGAAUGAAUGUGUUUGUUGGCACUGCUCUCAUUGACAUGUACAUGAAAUGUGGAGAGAUGAAGGAAGCCAUGAAAGUCUUCCGAGAAAUGAGAGUAAAGAGUGUGUUUUCCUGGAAUGCUUUGAUAUCAGGAUUGGCAAUGAAUGGGAGAGGAGAAAUGGCAUUUGAGGCGUUUGAUUCCAUGAUAAAAGAAAAUUUCAAGCCUGACAGUGUCACUUUCUUAGCACUUUUGUGUGCUUGUUGUCAUCAAGGGUUUGUUGAGGAUGGCAGAAGGUAUUUCAUUGCCAUGGAGAGAGAUUUUGGCCUUCAGCCAAAGAUAGAGCACCAUGGUUCCAUGGUGGAUCUUCUUGGCCGAGCCGGGCUAUUGGAUGAAGCUCAUGAGCUCAUCAAAACAAUGCCUAUGAAAGGCUUGAGAGCUGAUGCUGUUAUUUGGAGGGCCCUACUAACUGCCUGCAGAAUUCAUGGGAAUAUCCAAUUAGGCAAGCUUGCUGUUCAAAUGCUUCUUGAUUUGGAUCCCGACAACAGCGAAAAUUAUGUCUUGCUCUCGAAUUUGCUGGUUCGUGAUCAGAGAUGGAAUGCGGUUGGAAAGGUUAGAGAGAUGAUGAGCAGAAGAGGGAUUGCGAAGCUGCCUGGAUGCAGUUCCAUUGAAAUCAACAGCACUGUGUAUGAAUUUGUUGUCACCAGCCAGUUUGAUAAGGAUGGAAUGCAUGACAUUUAUGAAAUGGUGACUAGUAUGAAUUGGGAGCUGAAGUUGGCUGGUUAUGUUGCUGAGACUGAUAUGGUUUCUUAUGAUUUAGAGGAAGAGGAAAAGGAAAGCUCACUCAUGUAUCAUAGUGAAAAAUUAGCACUUGCAUUUGGGCUUCUGAAGACUUCACAUGGAUCGACUUUAAGAAUAGUGAAGAAUUUGAGAGUGUGUAAGGAUUGUCAUUCCUACUUUAAGCUUGUUUCAAAGGUGUAUCAGAGGGAGAUAGUGGUGAGGGAUCGGAAUAGAUUUCAUCAUUUUAGUGCAGGUGCUUGUUCGUGUAGAGAUUACUGGUAGUACAACUUAUGUGGUCGGUCCUAUGCUUCCAAAGUUUCUGCGACGUUGAAUAUGGUAAUUGUAGCUUUUUCUAAUUUAUGAUUGAGUUGUUUGUGUUGUAUGCAGUAACAUAUUAUUGUUAUUUAUUCAUGAAUAAUAUCAAUACAGGAGCAGUUGAAUUCCUCAUUCUAUA